This is a messenger RNA of Nematostella vectensis (starlet sea anemone), 7618 nucleotides long. RefSeq names its product FH1/FH2 domain-containing protein 1. The record is from RefSeq and is a predicted model, not a curated record. Lineage: Eukaryota; Metazoa; Cnidaria; Anthozoa; Actiniaria; Edwardsiidae. Gene Ontology annotation, molecular function: actin filament binding. Bases 443 to 5017 code for a protein of 1524 amino acids. Gene Ontology annotation, cellular component: cytoplasm; cytoskeleton. Gene Ontology annotation, biological process: actin filament network formation; cortical actin cytoskeleton organization. The transcript has 26 exons.
AAUAAGCCUGUUGCUCUUUGAGGGUUCUUAAUAGCUUUAAAGCCCACAGGUGAUACCACAGCAGUCCCAUCGUGUUCCCUUGUGUUGCGCCGCAAAUAAAAAGCUAAGUUUUGUGAAGGUUCAAUAGAGGGAUUUGGGGUUUGAUUGAUAUGUGUCAAUCUCGGUAACAGUUCGAAUAUUAUCACACCCCUUUAGUGGAGUUUAUCUAGCGUGGACAAAGCGCAGUCGUACAGUAAUUGGUUAGAUCACCUGCCAUAGAUAAUGAGGCUCGGACUAUGCGGAUUUAGUUUCAGUUUUAGUCAGCGAGGACAGUGUUCUAAUGGCUUCGUCGGCGAGUAGAUCGCUUUUCGCAGUGUCCAUCUCAGACAGUGCUACGUGAUAAGCGUACAAUGAGACUAGGACGGCGUCGAAAGGACCACGGAGUGAAUGUACUCGAUAUUCGAUGACGGAAUCUCAGUAUCGGUCUCGCAGAGGGUGCCGUGAGAAACACUGCGGCCAUGUCGCUAAGUCACGUGGGACGGAGACGGACCCCCAGCAGCGAGCCGAGUCCCAGCGUAGUGCGCGUGCGCGGAGGCCUAGUACUGGAAAGUCUGUUGAUUUGGCUACAGCGAAGAUGGCGUUAACUUGUAAAGUCCAGUAUUUAGACGACACGGAUCCAUUCGCCAGCACAAAUUUCCCGGAACCCACGAGACCACCGACAUAUACUUUCCACCUAAAUAUCCCGCUCUGUCAGCAAGUAGACGGACUUCAUCGGCUUCUGUGCGCGCCGCACGCUAUCGACGACGUUUCAUUACAGCUCUCGCACAAUGGCUGCUAUUUGGACUUGGAAAAUACCUUGGAAGAGCAGGCGGACCUGCUCGAGGGAUUUCUAGACAGCCGCAAAAACACAAUUAUUCUACGUACAUCGUUGUCUGUUCGCGUUCACAACUGCAUAGCCAAACUUCUAGCUGCGUCGGGACGAGAGCUGCGCCGAGCCCUUUUUUCCUUAAAGCAAAUUUUCCAGGACGACAAAGACCUGGUGCACGAGUUCGUCAAUUCUGAUGGUCUCAACGCUCUGAUCACAGUAGGCCAAGAUGCCGACCAGAAUUAUCAAAAUUACAUACUUAGAGCGAUCGGACAGAUCAUGCUUUACGUGGACGGGAUGAACGGCGUGAUAAACCACAAUGAGACGAUACAGUGGUUAUACUCUCUUACUGCAUCCAAGUUUCGAUUGGUGGCGAAAACGGCGUUGAAGUUGCUGCUGGUUUUCAUCGAAUACACGGAGGAUAAUUCUAGGUUGCUUGUUGAGGCUGUUCAAUGUGUGGACGAUGCACAAGGUAUCAAGCGAUGGUCAGAAAUCGUCGGAAUUCUCUCAGAAAAGGACUCCCUUGGUGAUGAGGAAAUCUUAAUAUAUGCAAUGACGCUCGUCAACAAGAUCCUAUAUGCGACACCAGACCAAGACACGUUCUACGACAUCACAGACGACCUGGAGGAGCUGGACAUGGAAAACAUAGUCAAGAUGCAUCAAGAUCGAAGAGGAACAAACAUUGACCUUUUAGAGCAACUAAAUAUUUACGAGACGGCUCUCCGUAUAGAAGACGGCGACGAGGAGUUGCCAGCGUACGGGAGCUCGCCAUCCAUCCGACCAAGAAAGAGAACCGCAGCAUUAGAAUCCACACAAGGAGACAGAAGACGAAGCCGUCGCCAUCACUCCAUCAGCAAAAUCGACCUUGCCAUCAAUAACCUCACAGGGGAAGACUUCCGGAACAAACGCUCUCGAGGAAGACAGGAGACAAAUAGCCUACAUAAAGUCGUCUCUGCACCGGAUAUGACGACACGGUAUGGAGAACCUCCUUCUUCACCUGUCCGAUCGUCCGGUAGUGCGUCCCCUUCGUCAUCCACGCACGAGUUGGACGAGUUAGAAGAGAAGGAACGUAGUCGACAAGCUAGAAGAGAACGAAGAGCUGCAAGGCGAGCAGCCCUCGGCUUUACCGACAACAAAGCCGAAAAAGGACCGACGAACAACCGAACAGAGUCGAGUACCAGCCUACAAAAACCACGCGAAAACGGUCUCCCCUAUAACAGAUCCUCUAAAUAUGACUCACAGUCAGGGGGGAGCCAGCGCACGACCCCCGCGGUAUCCCCCUACCAGUCACCGUCAUCGUCAGCACGCUCGUCCCCCAGGGGGUCCCCCACCGCAAGUCCUUCUAUAUCUCGACGGCGGGCGAAGUUUCAGCAACAAGCUGAGGCGGCUGAAGGGAUCGAGGCUGUACGACAAAAAACUUUGGCAGGGACAUUCGAAGAGCGAAGGAAAGCUCGAGAAGAGCUGCGCAGACUCGAGCUAGCGGCUAAGGAGCAGAAGGAACGAGGCGAGUUGGAUGAGACCGGACCCCCACCCCCUCAGGAUAGACCGGGUUUGACAGUCGCAGCCGUUGCUAAGCGACGAUCUGGGGAAGUGUCGACCGACGAAAACGAGAAUGUCACUCAAAGAACUAGCGACAGACUCUCCCCUCCCCCAUUGCGCACGCCCUCGCAUAGCGAUACGGAAGUGGCAGGAACGGAGGGGGUUGUGCGGAGACGAAAACCGAAACUGGAUGAGAUCGGUAGAUCGACGAGCGUGCAAGAAAAGGGAAUCAAAUCGCCGCCAAAUGAACGCAAAGAAAGCAUCGAAAAACGCUCUAGCAUAUGCGAGGUUUUACCCGGCGGCUCGUCUAAUAAAAAGAUGAUGUUAUCGAUGCUGUACGGGCAGCAAAAAUCCUCCGAAGAAAUUCACGAGAAGAAACCUGAUAGUCCAUCUGCCGUGGGGGAGUCGGUGCGUGAUCGGCGAGGCCGAUUGUUUAGUUCGGGUGAUUCGGAAAGCUCCGGAGAGUCGUCGAUAAAUGCGGAAUUAUCGGCGAUUGAGAACUCUGUUCAGGAUGUGUUGAAGAAGUUGGAUGUUGUUGAGGAGGAUGAGAAAGAAGUGUCGUCUGCGGUGGAGGAUGAUCUAUCAGGAGUUAUUGACCGCGCUAAAAAAAGUCUUAUGCAUCAGGAUGUCGAGGACGACGAGACCAAGAGACUCGAGGAGGAGGAGCGCCAGGAAGAGGAGCAGCGGCGGCAGCAGGAGGAGGAGGAACGACAGAGAAUCGCCGCCGAGGAAGCCGCCAGGCUACAGGAGCUCGAAUGGGAACGCAUGAUCACUCUCAAGCGCUCCCUCAUCAUCAAAGACUUCGACUUCACCGAUCUCGUGGACGAGGACGACGUCGAUGCGCUAGACGCUGUUGACGCGCACGACGAGCAAGAUGCAAGACCGCCUAAUCCAUUCUUCGGUGGAAUUCCACCCCCUCCCCCAGGGGGAGGCAUGUUCCCUCCACCCCCACCCCCUCCGCCGGGUGGCGGCGUGCCUGGCCCGCCUAAGCCCCCUCCCCCCGGGAAUCUCAGCACGCUGAAUAAGAAGAAGAUGGUGAGGCUGUUCUGGCAGGAAGUGAAGAACUCGCCGCUAAUUAACGGCGUGAACAAGACCAUCUGGGGCUCCAUAGACCAGGUGGAUAUCGACACCAAGAAACUCGAGCACCUAUUUGAGAACAAGACCAGUACUAAGAUCAAGCAAAAGCUCGAAGAAGAGAAAGACAAGCGCAAAGAGAUCGUCGUGCUGGACGUGAAGCGAUCGCAGCAGAUCAACAUCGCACUCACCAAACUGCCGCCAAUUCGUACCCUGAAACAGGCUAUUAUCAGCAUGGAUAGCACCGUCAUCGACAGGGAAGGCGUGGAUAAACUCCUCCAGAUGCAGCCAUUACCGGAAGAGAAGAUGAAGAUCCAGGAGGCCCAGCUCGCUAACCCGGAUGUUCCUCUGGGCACCGCCGAACAGUUCCUGCUAACAAUGGCAUCCUUGAACGAACUCGCGCCCAGGCUUCAUCUAUGGGCCUUCAAGCUCGACUACGAGAUGCUGGAAAAGGAAGUUGCGGAGCCUCUGAUGGAUCUGAAGGAAGCGCUGGAGGAACUAAAUAAGAACAACACAUUCAAACACAUCCUCGCUACUCUACUCGCUAUCGGCAACUUCCUAAAUGGGAAAAAGGUGAAAGGCUUUCAGCUAGACUACUUAUCCAAAGUCCCCGAAGUCAAGGACACGGUCCACAAGCAGUCUCUGCUCUACCAUCUCUGCUGUAUGGUAAUGGAGAAAUUUCCAGACACAACCGACCUGUACAGUGAACUUGGUGCGCUGCACCGAUCAUCCAGGGUGGACUUUGAGGUCGUCGCGGAAAACCUGAAAAACUUGAAGGAGAAUUGCAAGCGCUCAUGGGAACACCUGAGCGUGGUGGCUAAGCACGACAGCACAAAGCAACUUAAGAGCAAAAUGACGGAGCUGCUGACAGACGCACAGGAAAGAAUCACGAUAUUGAAAGUCGUCCACAGACGGGUCAUGAACAGGUUCCGAAAAAUGCUGUUAUAUUUGGGCGUCUCUGCGAGUAUAACCAAGAAAACUAAGGUGAACGAGUUCUGCAAGAUCAUCAGCGAGUUUUCCCUCGAGUAUCGCACGACAAGGGAGCGGGUGCGUGAGCAGAAGAAGAAACGAGAAAAACUACGCGAGAGAAAUCUGACGCGAGGGAAACUUAUCACCGAGGUACAUAAAAAAUCAUCAUCAUCAUCACCGUCAUCAGCAUCAUCAGCAGCAGCUGAACGUCAUAAGUCCUUCGGCUCUCACGGCCGCUCACCGAGCGAGGAGAACGUCGAAGAGGAAUUCCGCAAGGCGCUUUUCGCAAACGGCGAGGACUUCGAAAACUCGAAAGAAAAGCUGAAGAGCUCCACGCUACCGAACCAACGAAACCGAAUCAGAAGCUGCCGACAGUCCACCGACGAGUUUGCCGACGACAACACGGACGAGGUGAUGGACAUGCUGGUCAAGUCGGCCACCGUUCCGGACAACCGGACACGCAUGCGUAAGCGGACGAGGAUGCCCAACUCCAACCGCAAGUCAGCCCGUCGCACGCUGAAGGAAGGAAUUACCCCAGAAGACCUCGAGAAACUCACAAAACAAGUACAAAUUCUCGAGAAGAAAAAAUAGCAGAGAAAAGUCAAAAUAAUGAAAUGAAUGCUAAUAUUUUUAACAGGGAGAAUAGUUUGUAUUAUAUUUUUAUUACUAGUGACCCUUCAGGUCCAACAAAACGCCUUAGAAUUCGUCAAUCUGUCAUGAUGGUUGGCAGUGCCUCCCAGAUUACAGUGAUUGGCAUUGAUUGGCAUGGGAGCAGUAUCUUGUCUGGCACUGACAUGGUAUCUUGUCUGGCACUGACAUGGUAUUUUACGAGGUAUUGACAUGGUAUAAGUUUCCAAAAGCAGUGGUAUUUUAUUUAUUUUAAGUGAAACAUUUUUAUGGGAUUACCAUUGGGUUUUAUUGAUGUUUUCGUUUGUGAUUCUUAUGCUUUUGGGUACACAUGCCAUGCCAGUUGCUUCAUCAGCUGUUGUAGUUUUUACUACCAGUAUAUUUUAUUGUUACUUUUCCGAAAGUACAAUCAUUACCGCGCUAAAUGUUUACUCGUGGGUCAUCUUCCCAAAAUAUGUUUUCUUAUGUUACUUUUCCAGUACCCUUGCCAGCCACACCUUUGUUAUUAUUUCAUUUGAAAUAGCCGUCUAAAAACAACAUUUAUAUAUCAUUAACAAAAUUUAAUCGAAAAUAUCGUAAUAGCUUUUCCAUAUCGGCAGAUGGAAGUGGAUGCUUUUUCACAAUUUUGCCAACUGGCAGGGACCCUUCAUGUUAAGUAUGCCAUGGGGUAUCGCCGUACAAGUAGCUACUCAAUUAUUUACGUUGCUCAUUUUUUAAAGAUUCUCAAUACAGCAUAUGUGUUUUGAAGUGCUUAUAGAUAUUGCAAACAGCUUGCUUGAACACGUAAGCAAAGCCUACGAACAGAAUUUGAGACGUGGUGUCUUGUAUGAUGGCUUAAAUUGUAGCUGUCAGACUUGCGCCCGUACAAACUGGUCGUAUUAAGAGUAAUUUCAUUAGAAAAGCUAUUGUCAAAUGUAUACUUCACUUAUAGCGCUGAUUUUUUCAACCUACAAGAAAGUGUUUUGUGUAAGGCAACGGAUGCUACCAUGAUCACCAAAACAAAGUUUUUAUAAAUUAUUUUUAGCUUUAAUUGACACAAACUUCAGGAUAAAAAAGAUUCCUCUGCCUUUGAUUUCCUUGCUACACUGGUCGACUAGUGGGGUGAAUCAGGUGGCACGAUUCUUUCACCCUCGUCGAUGUAAUUCUCCCAAAACUUGCAAGGUGGCCACGAUAGCGCGCGUCGCAUCGUAACAUUCAUGUUUUUCAUAGAGCUUGAAAAUAUAGACUAAGAAUGUUGUGACUAUGUUUUUUUAACCAACAUAUCUAGGAACUAUUUUACUAACUUUUAAGGUAACCACUUUAACUUAUGAAGGCAAAUUAUAUUGUACAUAAAUUUAAAUGAUGUUUAACAACUAAUAACUAAUAUUUUGAAGCAUUAAUUCUAUUGACAUAUUUAGCCGAUAGAUUACGCACAGGUCUUGUACUUUAGUAGUUUUUGCCAAACAUCGAUUGAUUCUGUCAGUUAUCAAGAGAACGUUUUUGUAGAGGUAUCAUUCAAAUUAUUUAUUUCAGUUUUAUUGACUAACAUAGAUGACAAACUUUUAUCAUAGGUAGAGCUUCCUAUUUUGCAUGUUUCUGUGAUAUUAGUUUUCAUUAUUUUAUCAUACAUUUUAUUUGUAUCUUUAUUUAGCAGAAAGUCGGGUCUUUUUAUUUUAUGGUUUGUGUAUGUCUCUGAUGCAUGCAGAUUUUGGAUACAAUACUUAAAAAGAAUUCCUCUUCAGGCAGGUCCAGAAGAGAAUAGAUUUAUACAGUACUUUGUUUUCGAAGAAAAGAUAUAGACUGAGUUUUGUUAUCUGUUUACGUCAAAGUAUUCUAAUUUGCUUUUAAAAUUACUCAUUUUUAGCAAAACAUUUAAGGAUAAGGGUUAUAUGUUUGUGUUCUUGGUAGAACUCUGGCUUGUGGCUUGCUUUUGAUGAAGAUUAAUGCUUUGGCACUUACUCAAACCUUUUAAGAUUUUUUAUGUAUAUGACUGAUACUUUUACACACCUUUGAGUAAUAAUGUCAAUGCCUUUCAAAAUGUUUGACUAAGUGAGAAUUCAGAUAUGGCUUAAAGCAAUACAUGGGUUUGCAUCUUCAUAUUACAUGUCAUGAGGGGGUGACGAGGGAGAUGUGACGAGGAGGGGUAGGGGCUGCAAUGUUUGGUUUUAUGGCUCAGAGCUCCACCCUCCUCAAGGCUCCACAUUCCUUAAUUCCGCUACAAAAUAUACAAGGCUGGUAGCCAGUAUUUGCUGCAAAAAGUGUUUGUCCAUUAAUCAUAACAUUUUCUCUUAUCUAUAUAGGUGUCUUUCCCUAGGUGACAAAGGGUAGUGGUUCUAUUUUUUUUUUAAUUUACUCUCAUUUGAGCAACUCUUUAAGUUGAGGGGGAUACCAUAAAUUCCAUAACCAUGUCAUAAUAAUUAUAGUGAAUUACUGUCUAAGGCUUCCCCAGGUAGAAAAAUUAUAUUUUAAAUUAUAGGAUUGUUAGAUUUGGGGUGUCUUUGUAUAGUUGUUAAGUGUGUACCAGUGGAAACAUUUGUAAUAUAAGUAUAGAUGGUCAAGUAGAUCAUAAAACAUAUUUUUCUGAAA